Messenger RNA from Myotis daubentonii (Daubenton's bat), 7281 nucleotides. RefSeq names its product Rho guanine nucleotide exchange factor 11 (gene ARHGEF11). Gene Ontology annotation, molecular function: G protein-coupled receptor binding; guanyl-nucleotide exchange factor activity. The record is from RefSeq and is a predicted model, not a curated record. The transcript has 42 exons. Gene Ontology annotation, biological process: Rho protein signal transduction; G protein-coupled receptor signaling pathway. Bases 1382 to 6076 code for a protein of 1564 amino acids. Gene Ontology annotation, cellular component: cytoplasm. NCBI's taxonomy places the organism in Eukaryota, Metazoa, Chordata, Mammalia, Chiroptera, Vespertilionidae.
GGGCGGCCGGCUGGGCCUGCGCCGAGCCGGAGGGGAAGGGGCCCGGAAGGAGGCGAGCGCAGCCGCGACGCCGGGAGCCGGGCGCCCACCCGAGCCGCCUGCCGCCGCCUUCCCGGCCGGAGCCCGAGCUGGAGCCGCGGCCGCCCAGGCCAGAGCGCGGCGGUCGGGCGCGGGGCGAGCGGUGCCGGUGCUGCGCGUUGGCGCCGGGCAGGCGUAGAGGCCGGGAGGGGAGCCGGCGGCCGGCUUCUCCCGAGGCUGGUGCGGAGGGAAGUCCCUCCCGGACGCAAAUCCACAACCACCGUCCGGAGCCCGCAGCGUCCGGGCGCCGCGGCUGAGGCCGGGAGAGAGGGCGCGCAGGGCGGACGGGAGGAAGCGACGUCUGUUUCAUGGAGGCGGAGGCCACAGAAAAGACCGGAGCCUGGAUGCGGGCGAGCGGAGCCGCAGAACUCACGCCGGGCAUGUCUUUCGGGAAAAGGCCGAACCUCGGCUGGGUCUGAGCAUCAGGGGGAAAAGCAUGCGAGUUUAGAGGAAAAAGAAAAGGAGAGGAGGUUUUCUCUGAUUUGUGGUUAUUGCUGCCAUUGGAAAGGUAAAAAAAAAGCAUUGCAUUUCAGGUUUGGUUUUUUUUUAAUUGUUUUUUUUUUUUUUUUCUGGUGCGAUUGGCUCACUUAAGAAUUUCAGAACCUUUCGUGUAAAAGGGUUUUUUUGUUUUUGUUUUUAAGGAAAUUCUUAAUUUUGAUUCCAGGGUUAUACUGGACUUGGAAGGAGUGCUUUUGUUUACAUACUAUUGUAUGGUUUAAUUUUUUUUUUCCUUUUUGCUGUGCAAAUCAGCUGGAAGUUAUUUUUUUUCCAAGUGCCAAUUCGGAUUUAUUCAUCGCCCCCCUCUUUUCUCAAAUGGAUCUGUUGUCGUUUUAAGCACUGAAGAACGGAGAAAUUUUCCCCCCCUUGGAGCUUGAAGCUCUUACCAACAGAAGGACAGCUGGGAAAACUGGACUAAAAGGAUGGUUUUUAUCUGUAUUUUGUAGUAAGACUGUUAUUUUGAGGGCGUAUUCUUUGUGUUUCGUUUUUUAGUCUAUAGCGCUAACCUUUUAGAGAUUUUGGGGUUGAGUUUUUGGUUUCUAAGGUCAUAGUUUUUCCUUUUUUUCUUCCUUUUUUUUUUUUUUUUCCCCAAGACGGGGGAGGGGAAAAGGGGACUAAGAAAGCAGACCAUAUUAACUGGUAAAGGAGAAUGGAGCUUCAGUUACUAGGGUCCUGAGAGCUGGAGAAAAAGAAUCUUCAAGUUGGGAGGCCCUUCCUCUCAUCUUUCUUAAACAUUGCAAGGAUUCAAUCCUGAUCAAGACAUCAAUCCUACAAGAUUCUGAAACCGUGGAGACGCCGAGAAACCAUGAGUGUAAGGUUACCCCAGAGUAUAGACAGAUCAGCCAGUAAAAAGCAGUCUCACCUGCCCAGGUUAAGUAGCCUGUCUUUGGGAGAUUCAGCACCUGAACGCAAGUCCCCUUCCCACCACGGCCAGCCUGACUCCUCUGAGACAACAGGUCUUGUUCAGCGCUGUGUCAUCAUCCAGAAGGACCAGCAUGGCUUCGGCUUCACAGUCAGUGGGGACCGCAUCGUUCUGGUGCAGUCUGUGCGGCCCGGGGGCGCAGCCAUGAAAGCCGGUGUGAAAGAGGGUGACCGCAUCAUCAAAGUGAACGGCACCAUGGUGGCCAAUAGCUCACACCUGGAGGUGGUGAAGCUUAUCAAAUCUGGCGCCUAUGUUGCACUGACCCUCCUGGGCUCUUCACCCUCAACUGUUGGUGUCUCUGGGCUCCAGCAGGACCCAGACCCAGCAGGAGCUCCCCAGGUCGCCCCUGUGAUCCCACCACCACCUCCUCCUCCACCUCUGCCGCCUCCACAGCGCAUCACAGGACCCAAACCUCUGCAGGAUCUCGAAUUUCAGAAACAUGCCACCCAGAUCCUUAGGAAUAUGCUGAGGCAGGAGGAAAAAGAAUUACAGCAUAUCUGUGAGAUGUAUAGCCGGAGCCCCACCAGCCUGCUGGAGGAGCAGAUCGAAGCUGCCCGGCGGCGAGUCACUCAGUUGCAGCUGAAGAUCCAGCAGGAGACGGGUGGCUUAGUGGACAUACUUCCACUAUACGGUGACAUCAGCCAGAGAUCAUCAGAGGGCCGACUCUCUCUGGAUUCACAGGACGGGGACAGUGGCUUGGACUCUGGGACAGAACGCUUCCCUUCCCUCAGUGAGUCAUUGAUAAAUCGGAACUCGGUGCUGUCAGACCCUGGAUUAGACAGUCCUCGAACCUCCCCUGUGAUCAUGGCCAGGGUGGCCCAGCACCAUAGGUGGCAGGGCCCGGAUGCACCAGCCGCCCCCACCAGCGACCAGGGUGUAGAUCAAAGCCCAAAGCCUUUAAUUAUUGGCCCAGAAGAAGAUUAUGACCCGGGUUAUUUCAACAACGAGAGCGACAUCAUAUUCCAGGAUCUUGAGAAACUUAAGUCACGGCCAGCUCACCUGGGGGUUUUUCUACGUUACAUCUUCUCUCAGGCAGACCCCAGUCCACUGCUUUUUUACUUGUGUGCAGAAGUUUAUCAGCAGACAAACUCCAAGGAUUCCCGAAGCUUGGGAAAAGACAUCUGGAAUAUUUUCCUAGAGAAAAAUGCGCCACUGAGAGUGAAGGUCCCAGAGGCGUUACAGGCUGAAAUUGACUUGCGCUUGCGGAGUGGCGAGGACUUACGCUGCGUUCUCUGUGAGGCUCAGGAGGCAGCCAUGCCGGAGAUCCAGGAGCAGAUCCAGGACUACAGAACGAAGCGCACUCUGGGACUGGGCAGCCUGUACGGUGAAAAUGACCUGCUGGACCUGGAUGGGAACCCUCUCCGAGAGCGCCAAGUGGCUGAGAAGCAGCUGGCUGCCCUGGGAGAUAUUCUGUUCAAAUACGAGGAAGACAGGAGUGCCCCCAUGGACUUUGCCCUCAAUACCUACAUGAGCCAUGCUGGGAUCCGGCUUCGAGAGGCACGGUCUUCCAGCACGGCCGAGAAGGCCCCGUUGGCUGCUCCUGACAAGGACAAGUGGCUGCCCUUCUUCCCGAAGACCAAGAAGCAGAGCAGCAAUCCCAAGAAAGAAAAGGAUGCCUUGGAAGACAAAAAGCGAAACCCCAUCCUCAAAUACAUCGGGAAGCCCAAAAGCUCAUCCCAGAGUACAUUUCAUAUUCCCUUGUCCCCUGUGGAAGUUAAACCAGGCAACGUGAGGAACAUCAUUCAGCACUUUGAGAACAACCAGCAGUAUGAUGCCCCAGAGCCUGGGAUGCAGCGACUAUCAACAGGAAGCUUUCCCGAGGACCUGCUGGAGAGCGACAGCUCGCGCUCAGAGAUUCGCUUGGGCCGCUCCGAGAGCCUGAAGGGCCGGGAGGAGCUGAAGCGCUCUCGCAAGACGGAGAAUGUGCCCCGCUCUCGCAGUGACGUUGACAUGGAUGCAGCUGCGGAGGCUGCUCGCCUCCACCAGUCCGCCUCGUCGUCUGCCUCCAGCCUCUCCACCAGGUCUCUUGAGAACCCUACUCCUCCCUUCACCCCCAAAAUGGGUCGCAGGAGCAUUGAGUCCCCCAGCCUGGGGUUCUGCACAGAUGUCCUCCUCCCCCACCUCCUAGAGGAUGACCUGGGCCAGCUGUCCGACCUGGAGCUAGAGCCAGACACCCAAAACUGGCAGCACACAGUGGGCAAGGAUGUGGUGGCGGGGCUAACCCAGAGGGAGAUCGACCGGCAGGAGGUCAUCAACGAGUUGUUUGUGACGGAGGCUUCCCACCUGCGCACGCUCCGGGUGCUGGACCUGGUCUUCUACCAGCGGAUGAAGAAGGAGAACCUGCUGCCCCGGGAGGAGCUGGCCCGGCUCUUCCCCAACCUCCCUGAGCUCACGGAGAUCCACAAUUCCUGGUGUGAAGCCAUGAAGAAGCUCCGGGAGGAGGGCCCCAUCAUCAAAGAAAUCAGUGACCUCAUGCUGGCUCGGUUUGAUGGUCCUGCCCGAGAGGAACUCCAGCAAGUGGCCGCCCAGUUCUGCUCGUACCAGUCCAUAGCGCUGGAGCUGAUCAAGACCAAGCAGCGGAAGGAGAGCCGAUUCCAGCUCUUCAUGCAGGAGGCUGAGAGCCACCCUCAGUGCCGGCGGCUACAGCUGCGGGACCUCAUCAUCUCUGAGAUGCAGCGGCUGACCAAGUACCCGCUGCUGCUGGAGAGCAUCAUCAAGCACACGGAGGGUGGCACCUCUGAGCAUGAGAAGCUCUGCCGGGCCCGGGAUCAGUGCCGGGAAAUUCUCAAGUACGUGAAUGAAGCGGUGAAGCAGACAGAGAACCGGCACCGUUUAGAGGGCUAUCAGAAACGCCUGGACACCACCUCCCUGGAGAGGGCCAGCAACCCCUUGGCAGCAGAAUUCAAGAGCCUGGAUCUUACAACCAGGAAGAUGAUCCAUGAGGGGCCCCUGACAUGGAGGAUCAGCAAGGAUAAGACCCUGGACCUCCACGUGCUGCUGCUGGAGGACCUGCUCGUGCUGCUGCUCAAACAGGAUGAGAAGCUGCUGCUUAAGUGCCACAGCAAGACAGCCGUGGGCUCCUCCGACAGCAAGCAGACCUUCAGCCCCGUGCUCAAGCUCAACGCCGUUCUCGUCCGCUCCGUGGCCACAGACAAGCGGGCCUUGUUCAUCAUCUGCACCUCCGAGUUGGGCCCACCCCAGAUCUAUGAGCUGGUGGCAUUGACAUCCUCAGACAAGAACACGUGGAUGGAACUCCUAGAAGAGGCUGUGCGGAAUGCCACCAGGCACCCAGGAGCUGCCCCGACCCCUGUCCUUCCUCCACCCCCAGGCCCUCAGGAGUCAGCCCGCCAGAGCCCCAGGUCCAGCAGGGUAGGACUGGAUGACUCAGAAGUAUUUCAGAGGGAACCAGAACCAGAGGUGCUCCCUGGAGGUACUGGGCCCCAACAGGGGGUCACAGGGAAGCACUCGGUCCUGCUGGAGGACCUCAAGCAUGAGGGCAGCAUGGAGGCCACAGAGCUGGGUGCCCUGCCUCACCCUUCCGCAUCCCUGGAUGGAGAGAACAGGGGUGGCAGGACCAGAGACCCCAUCGUCCUGCCCCUCCCAGGCCCUCUGUUCAUGGAAGGACUUGCCGAUGCCGCCCUAGAAGAUGUGGAGAUCCUGCGGCACCUGAUCCUGCGGGGCCAGCUGCCAAGUCACCCCAGGGAACCACAGGCUGCUGGGGAGCCCGAGGACGACCUGACACCUACACCUUCCGUCGUCAGCAUCACCUCUCACCCCUGGGACCCAGGCUCCCCUGGACGAGCUCCCACUGAGGGUGAAGGGGAGAACACCCAGCUCCCAGGGCCAGAGGGGGGCCAGCCAGAGCCGGAGGAUGCGGCUCUCUGUUCUCUGGAACACCUGCCUCCAAGGACAAGAAAUUCUGGGAUCUGGGAGCCUCCUGAGCUAGACAGGAGUCCAGAGGAAGAGGCUUCAAGCACAGAGGCAGCAGGAAGUUACAAAGUUGUGAGAAAAGCUGAGGUGGCAGGCAGUAAGGCUGUCCCUGCUCUACCAGAGGGUGGCCAGUCAGAGGCUGAGCCACCUGAAGUGGAAGGCGGAGCAAAGGCUACGGGGAACUGUUUCUAUGUCAGCAUGCCAGCAGGACCCCCCGACUCCAGCACCGACCUCUCUCAGCCCAACGGCCUCCCUGUCUGGCAGACCGAGCCGCAGCCGCGGGGAGGCAAUGGAGAGCCGAGGCGCCCCAGCUGCUCGCCCCCCAGCCUGGCCGUCAAGGACAUGGGCAUAAUCUUCCAAACCAUUGAGCAACUCACCCUCAAGCUCAACAAGCUCAAGGACAUGGAGCUGGCCUACAGGGAGCUGCUCAGGUCCCUCGGGGGCGAGUCCUCUGGCGGCACCACGCCUGUGGGCAGUUUCCACACAGAAGCGGCGAAGUGGGCAGAUUGCUCCCUGUCCCCUCCAGUGAAGGAUCCCCCGCCCUCUGACUCCUGGGACAGCCACGAGCUGGGGCCCUGCCCCGAGGACAGCACCAGAAGCCCCCGGGAAGACAGCGUGGCAGACGCAGCCACACCCCCAGGACUGUAGCUGUGCCCACCACCGGUCCUCUGCACCCCACUCCUCGCUCGGGAUGGCCUAGGGCAGGGCGCAGGGUGGGGAUACCCAGCCUCCGCCCGUGGUAGAUAGAGGCAGUUCAGGAGACGGAUCUACCGGGGCAGACCCGCAUGUUGCCUGGGAGUCCAGUUUCAGUGUCUUGCUCAUCCUCAACCCGAGGAUAUUUUCCAUUGAUUUUUUUUUUUUAAGAGAAAGUGGAAAAGGGGUUGGGGGAGAGAGACAUCGAGUGGUUGCCUCUCGCUGGCACCCUGACCAGAGGCUGGGGAUCAAACCUGCAACCCGGGUGACCGGGACUCCAACACUAACCACUGAUCAACACCGGCCAGGGCCAAUUUCAGGGUCUUUUCCCCUCCCUCAGGCCACCGGUCCUGUGCAUGCUGACUGCAUCUUUAAGGCCCCCUUGUCCCACAUGUGCGUGCCACUGGUGCGCGUGGGUACCUCAGGCAUGCGAGGGAAUGGGGAAGGCUCCUGUGUAAAUGCACUUUCUUCCCCUUCCUUCCCCCCCCAGGGUCCCAAGGCUCAGGGGGGUGCCUCCACCUCUCCUCUCCGUCACGUGGAUUCCUAUAAAUAUGUAUGUAUUGUACGUGCAUCUUUGCUGUUGUAAAUAACUUGGACCUUUCUGUUCCUGGCGUGCUGGAGGCAGCCACAGAGCCACUGCCAAGGGGAGAGAAGGUGCAACUCCCAGUUCUCGCCCAGCUCCUGGGUCAGGGUCUGACGGUCGAGCCAGUCCCUUGUGGGCCCACCUAGCGCGGGAGUCCGGUCUCCGCGGCUCAGGGCCAAGCUACACCCUCCCCACUGGACUUCCCGUCUUCAGGGGACUUCUUACCCCACCUGUGUCCACCCUUUCCCUACAGAAAAUCGGUGUAUCAGGUACGGAGCUAAAAACUGGGUGGGCCCCAGAGUAGGGGGUUCAAAUGCUGGAGUCCCUAAGUUCACCCAGGACCACCCCAGGAGCCACUGCAACAUUGGCCCCUGUUACCAUGUCCAUGGCACUCCCCACUGACUCACAGAAUAUACACACUGUGCUAGGUGUAUAUAUACAUAUAUAAAUAUAUAUAUAAUAUAUAAAAUACAGAUAUGGAAAUGACUGUUCUGCUGUUAAAAUAAUGUAUACUCUUAUUUUCUUCCUUUCAUGAUUAAGAUUUUUUUUUAAGAAAAGUUAAAUAUUCUUCAACUGU